This is a messenger RNA of Lachancea fermentati, 1320 nucleotides long. NCBI's taxonomy places the organism in Eukaryota, Fungi, Ascomycota, Saccharomycetes, Saccharomycetales, Saccharomycetaceae. The record is from the annotation of a GenBank genome assembly.
AUGACGGAGCCUCAGAGUAUUAUCACCCAAGUGAGUGCGUCACAGGACCCCGUGCCUGUGAUGCAUGAACAGAGCGAGGAUUUCCUCGACGAUGACUCUCUCAUCCAUCUCAACAUUCAGGAAAAUCAUUAUUUCAUCACACGGGACCAAUUAAUGUCGCUACCUGAGUCACUUUUACUGUGUCUCUUCCCAUCCGGUGUAUUCAUGGACCGGACAGGCGAGGUAAUCACGAAUUUGACGUCGCAGGACGAGGUCUAUAUCGGGAAUUUCCCCGCGGACUGCUUCGAGUAUAUCAUGGACACGUACGUGCGGGCGCAGGAGGAUUUGGUCAACUACCCGGUGGACACAGUGUUCGACCGUGGGCAAAGUUCGCAUAAGGAGCAAUCGCGAUUCUUCAGUUUCGCGGCACCUGCGCCCUCCACGGCCUCCAGCGAGGCGGAGAUCCUGCACGAGAAGCCCACCAUCAUCGUGCUGCGUGAGGAUCUCGACUACUACUGCGUGCCGCAGCCCGCGCUCGUGUUCCCUGCAGACGCAUCCGAGGAACUCAAGAAUGACCUGCUGAACGAGCUCAUGGUUCAGGUCAAGUUAGCUGCGGGCAGCUACUUAUCUUCGGAGCGGAGCGUGUUUCAAGGCCUGCGCAGCUCCAACCGUCUCAAGCGGCCCGCCAAGGGCCAGACCAAGGGCAAGCUGGGACCCGCUGAGCAGCACCUGAUGGACAUGCUGUGCUCGUCCGGAUUCCACGACACCUCGACCUGGGGGAACCGCGCGCAGGAGCCCGGCAAGACCGUGAUCAGCUCGUUGUCGCUGUGCAGGUUGGCCAACGAAACCACACAGGCAUUCCGCGAUAGAGUCGACGAAGCCAAGCACAAGUACGAGCAAGAGCUCAAGGCCCGCGCCUCCAUGGAGCCCCUCACACCUUCCAACUCCCAUCUGCACUUGUCGCCCACGCCUUCCCAGCAAAACGAGCCCAAACGCAAAUCUCGUCUGUCGGCCAUUGCCGACAACGUGCGGUCGCGCUCUGCGUCGCGCAACCGCUCCGCUUCGACUCAGCGCGAGCCCCAUUCUCCUACUCUCUACGAGCUCGUGCCGAAACCCAAUAUCAACGCCAAGCUGCUGUUAUUCUGGAAAAAGCCCGCACGCAAGUGCUGGUGGGGCGAGGAAGACGUGGAUCUUGACGUCGAGCUGCGCUGCAAUUACGAUUCCGCCUCGCAACAACUAACGCUCCACGCCUCGGGCGUGCCUUCGCAUGUCACCAUCCCAGUCAAGUUGCACAUUCGUCGCGUAUGGACGCUGGAACUAAGCGUGGUAGGCGUCGAGUAA